UAAUGAGCAAAGAACUGUUACUGCGGAUUGGUAUACCACCAUUUGUUUGCCAAAACCCAAAAAAUAAGGCAGUAUUUAACACAUAGUCCCGAUCUAAGUCCUAACGAUUUCUUUACUUUCCCGAAAAUUAAAAACAGACUGCGUGCUCAAAGGUUCCAGUCACCAGAAGAAGCAGUUGACGCAUUCAAAAAU
Molecule: messenger RNA, 192 nt
Organism: Acanthoscelides obtectus
Lineage: Eukaryota; Metazoa; Arthropoda; Insecta; Coleoptera; Chrysomelidae
Source: the annotation of a GenBank genome assembly